Syzygium oleosum is the source of this 823-nucleotide messenger RNA. RefSeq names its product disease resistance protein L6-like. The record is from RefSeq and is a predicted model, not a curated record. Lineage: Eukaryota; Viridiplantae; Streptophyta; Magnoliopsida; Myrtales; Myrtaceae. The transcript has a single exon. Gene Ontology annotation, biological process: signal transduction. Bases 132 to 623 code for a protein of 163 amino acids.
UUGGUUUUCCUACUAUUUCCUCUUGACCCGUAAACGCAGCAGCCUCUUUCUCUGUUAAGCACGUCAAGAACUUCUUCAGAUCUGGAUCAGAGAGAGAGAGAUAGAUCUGCUAAGGUGAGCAAACUACUGCUAUGGCGAGCUCAGAUGCAGGAACGCCAUAUGAAUUUGAGUAUCAAGUGUUCCUGAGCUACAGAGGACCCGACACUCGUACUGGAAUCACCGACUACCUCUACACUUGCUUAGACGAUGCUGGAAUUAGAGUCUACCGAGACGACGAAGAGCUCCGUAUGGGUGAAAGGAUUGAUGGAUCACUUCUGCAGGCUAUCGACAACUCCAGGAUCUACAUACCUAUCUUCUCUCGGAAUUACGCUUCGAGCUCAUGGUACCUCCGUGAGCUCUCACAAAUCGUGGCAAACACCUUAAAAUCGGAAGGUAACAAAGAAAUCCUACCUAUUUUUUACGGCGUGGCACCUGACGAUGUUGAGCUGAAGACUCCACUGUAUGAUGAUGCCUUGCAAAAACUGAAUGAGAGGUUCGGGAAGGAGCAAGUAGAUGCAUGGAGAAAGGCUCUCUCGGAGGUUGAUGUGACAAAGGGGUGGGAAGCGCACGACUACACUGGGUAAGCCAGCUGCUUUCAAAAUGCUUGUUUUCCCCAAUUUUCCUUAACACUUAAAUCAUAGAUGUAGUAAAAACCUGCAUGAUUUAGGUGGGAAUUUUAUUAUAGUAAUACUAAAUGAUGAACCAACGCUACGUUUGUCAAAAAAUGUGAAGCUGCAUAACAAGGUCGUCUUACAUAAUGGGCGAAACAUUGAUAUUAAUAGCU